Messenger RNA from Mercurialis annua (annual mercury), 1184 nucleotides. RefSeq names its product MADS-box protein FLOWERING LOCUS C-like. NCBI's taxonomy places the organism in Eukaryota, Viridiplantae, Streptophyta, Magnoliopsida, Malpighiales, Euphorbiaceae. The transcript is spliced from 6 exons. The record is from RefSeq and is a predicted model, not a curated record. Gene Ontology annotation, molecular function: RNA polymerase II cis-regulatory region sequence-specific DNA binding; DNA-binding transcription factor activity, RNA polymerase II-specific; protein dimerization activity. The coding region runs from base 191 to 733 and encodes 180 amino acids. Gene Ontology annotation, biological process: positive regulation of transcription by RNA polymerase II. Gene Ontology annotation, cellular component: nucleus.
UCUCAUCUUCAUCUAUCACUUCAUUCUCUUCCAAAUGAUUAUAUCUAAACUAAUAAACAUUAUAUUUAAUAAAACAUGCUUUAAAAUUUUAUAAUAUAGUACAAUUUUUUAUUCUCUCCUUAUAUGAACUCUUAUUAGCCAUUCAAUAUUUUAUAAUUUUUUUGUUGGUGAGGCGGAUUAGGGUCAAAAAAUGGGGAGGAAGAAGGUGGUUAUGAAGCGGAUUGAAGAUAAGAACAGCCGUCAGGUGACGUUUUCUAAACGGCGUAACGGAUUGAUGAAGAAAGCUCGUGAGAUCUCCGUUCUUUGCGACUGUGAACUCGCCGUUAUUAUUUUCUCUAAUAGCGGCAAACACUAUCACUUCUCUAGCACCAACUCUAGUUUGCCCAAGAUUCUCAAUCGAUACAACAAAAUGCGUCUUGAUCAAAGGGACCUUACACAUUUCAUUCAAGAAGAGUAUGCGAGCAGGGCAUCAUACGUAGAGCUACUGCGGAUAGUUGAAACGUGCAUCGAAGGUUCUAAUGAUGAGCAGCAUACUCUGUCAGACCUUAUAAAUCUGGAGAACCAACUUGAUGCCGCACUGAGAGAUACCAGACUUAAAAAGACACAACUAAUGGUGGAUUCUAUAAGUGCUCUUCACCAAAAGAAAACUAAGCUAACAGAGGAAAACGAAGUUCUAGAAAGGGAGGUUGAAGCAAUGACAAUAUUACCUGUUGCUCAUAGGUUGAAGCAAUGAGAAAUAUCGUGGAGACGGUGAAUGAGCCGAGCAGCAGCAGCCACCAUGAAAGGGCAACUUUGAGUUUGCUUCACUAGUAAGUAAGUGCAGUAUACUGUUGCCCUUUUCACUUGUUAUGGAUACCCUUGGUUUGAGGUUUCCUCUUCCACAUCACUCUGGUUCUAACAUGUAUCAUUAAGUAUCAUUAAGUACAAGUGUGAUAUUUUGAUUAUGUAUCAAGACUUGCAAUAAGCAUUAGAAAUAGAAGCUUUAAUUGGUAUUAUUAUUGUCAAUAUUUUGUUAAUAUUAGGGCAAAUAAGGAGUACUAGGGUUUUGUUGUGGAAAAACAAGAGAUGUGAGACAUAAUAACACUGGACAGGUAGAAGAAAAUUAGUAGGGUAGUUGGUGGACACCUAUGCUCUAAACAUGCAAUCCCAAUCUUUGCUCUAAUUCAACUUUUAGCUUCUUUUUC